AUGCAUCUCGCAUCUGUGAGACAGCGUAAUGUUCACCUGGAAGAGGAGAAUCUGGCUGCUCAAGGCAAGAAGCAAGUUGUGAACACUCCACGACGCGCUUUUGGUGAUAUGAAAAAUACUGGUACCCCUGGAAGAAAUCUACUAAAACCUGCUGCUAGUGCCCAAAAGCCUAGUGACAGCAUCGUACUUGUGGAUCCUGAUGCCGAAAAUGAAGAGGAAUACUUGCAAAAGCUGAUGUCGACGAGUAAAUUGUCCGAUAUCAGCGAAGAAAACGAAGAAAUCGAAUUUUGUGGUCCAGAAGAUGACCCAGACGAUUAUAGUUAUCUCUUCGAUGUAAGCACUAUCUUUUAA
Cylicostephanus goldi is the source of this 351-nucleotide messenger RNA. NCBI's taxonomy places the organism in Eukaryota, Metazoa, Nematoda, Chromadorea, Rhabditida, Strongylidae. The record is from the annotation of a GenBank genome assembly.